This is a messenger RNA of Orbilia oligospora ATCC 24927, 399 nucleotides long. RefSeq lists its product as uncharacterized. Gene Ontology annotation, biological process: mitochondrial outer membrane translocase complex assembly; protein insertion into mitochondrial outer membrane. The coding region runs from base 1 to 399 and encodes 132 amino acids. NCBI's taxonomy places the organism in Eukaryota, Fungi, Ascomycota, Orbiliomycetes, Orbiliales, Orbiliaceae. The transcript has 2 exons. Gene Ontology annotation, cellular component: mitochondrial outer membrane. The record is from RefSeq and is a predicted model, not a curated record.
AUGUCGACUAACCAGCCGCCCCAAACCGCCUCCCUCUCCUCCUCCGCCGUGCUCUCUGCUCCAUCCGACCCGGAGUCCACUAAUCCUAAUACAACAAGCUCUCCAUCCACGGACUCAGCACCAUUAAUCCUUUAUAAUCCUCCUACAUUUGUGUCUAUUAUCCGGUCGGCAGCUAUCAAUCUUUUCCUACCUUUUGUAAACGGCUUGAUGUUGGGUUUCGGUGAGCUAUUUGCUCAUGAGAUUGCCUUCAGGCUUGGCUGGAGCGGAACUAAUGUGUUUCCUCUUGCUCGGAGAUCCCGGUCACAUAUCGCCGCUCCAGGUGUUGAGGUUGUUGAGAACUCAUUCGAGAAACGGAGGAGAGGGGGCGCGGACCUACGGGACCUGACAAGUUUAGAGUGA